Messenger RNA from Polyodon spathula (Mississippi paddlefish), 2449 nucleotides. It is a transcript of the gene pigt, whose product is annotated as phosphatidylinositol glycan anchor biosynthesis, class T. Gene Ontology annotation, cellular component: GPI-anchor transamidase complex. The coding region runs from base 35 to 2041 and encodes 668 amino acids. Gene Ontology annotation, biological process: attachment of GPI anchor to protein. The transcript has 12 exons. The record is from RefSeq and is a predicted model, not a curated record. Lineage: Eukaryota; Metazoa; Chordata; Actinopteri; Acipenseriformes; Polyodontidae.
GCAAGACCGGAUACGGGAAGUGGUUGAGAAAAAGAUGGCAAGUCAUGGGCUCGGCGUUGCUGUGUUCUUGUUGGUUGCUACGGCAAUCCUUGUGGCCGAAUCAGAACCGAACCGGGUCGAGUCUGAACAAUUACAGGACGUCAGCGGGAGUCCUGAAGCUAUCGCAGAAGGCGGUUUCAAAACCGGGGACGGAACUAGUGAAACAAUACCGGGUCAGGCCGAGGUUCAUCGGCACCCGAUAGAGACUGGACAGGCGGAUUCCGUGUCGAUCGAGGUGGGAUCGGAUCGGGUCGAGGUGCCAGUCGCAGAUGAAGAGCUGGAACAUCUUCAAGCAGAAUUUGAUUUGCAGGAUGCACCGCAGCAGACAGAACCGGUACCGACUCACCGAGACCACUUUGCGGAAGAGCUGGUUAUCAGACCCUUGCUGUCCGGGGAUAUUUACACCAAUUUCCAGUUCCGCACCCGCUGGGAUACAGACCUGCACCGGGGGAAAAAAGUGUCUCACUACAGGCUGUUCCCCAAGUCCCUGGGCCAGGUCAUCUCCAAGUUCUCUGUGCGGGAGCUGCACAUCUCCUUCACACAGGGCUUCUGGAGGAGCGCGCAGUGGGGCCAGCCGCUCCUGCCUGCCCCCCCUGGGGCAGAGCUCUGGGUGUGGUUCCAGGACAGCGUGGCAGAUGUGGACGUUGCCUGGAGGGAGCUGACCAGCGUCCUGUCUGGGAUCUUCUGCGCCUCUCUCAACUUCAUCGAUUCGACCAACACAGUGCAGCCCAGCGCCUCCUUCAAACCCCUGGGCCUCGGGAAUGUUACAGAGCAGCGUUUCCUGCGCUAUGCUGUGCUGCCUCGGGAGAUCGUGUGCACUGAGAACCUCACACCCUGGAAGAAGCUGCUGCCCUGUGAAUCCCAGGCUGGCCUGGCUGUGCUGCUCAAGUCAGAGAAGCUCUUCCACAGCAGCUACCACUCCCAGGCUGUGCACAUCCGCCCAGUCUGCAAGGACUCUGCGUGCAGGGAGACAUCCUGGGAACUGAGCCAGACCCUGGGCAUUGUCUUCGACCUGCACGCCUCGGGGCAGAGCAAGAGAGAGUGGUCUUUGUUCAAGAUGUUCUCCCGCACACUCACUGAGCCCUGUCCCCUGGCCUCCAGCAGCAAAGUGUACGUGGACGUCACUGACAACCCCCAGGGGGAGGAGCUGUUCGAUCUGAGCCCUGCGGUGUCCUUGCAGACCCAGGUGGUGGUCCUGGGGGAUCGCAGGACGUUCACAGUGUACGACCUCAUGACCCCUGAGCUCUACGGCCCCACGCGCUCCCUGAACAUCCUCCUGAAGUGGAGGCAGCAGGACAGCGUGGACAUGCAGCGCCCCAUUCUGCACACGGAGCGCUAUGUGAGCGGCUACGGGCUGCAGACGGGCGAGAUCAACACCCUGCUCUACAACAGCCACCCGUUCCGGGCGUUCCCUGUGCUGCUGAUGGAGACGGUGCCGUGGUACCUGCGGCUGUACAUCCACACCCUGACCGUGCAGAGCAAGGGCAAAGAGAACAAGCCCAGUUAUAUCCACUACCUGCCCUCGAAGGAUCGACAGCGCCCCCACCUGUUGGAGAUGUUAGUGCAGCUGCCCCCCCACUCCGUCACGAAGGUCACAGUGCAAUUUGAGAGGGCUCUGCUCAAGUGGACUGAGUACACGCCUGACCCCAACCAUGGCUUCUACGUCAGCUCCUCAGUUGUUAGCGCUAUGGUGCCAAGCGUGGUUGCCAUGGAUACCAAUAGCACAGAGGAACGCCCCCUUUUCACCACCCUGUUCCCCAGUACAGAGGAGUCCAGCUACUUCAUACGUGUGUACAGUGAGCCCCUGCUGGUGAACUUGCCCACCCCGGACUUCAGCAUGCCCUACAACGUCAUCUGCCUGACCUGCACGGUGGUGGCCGUGGGCUACGGCUCUCUCUACAACCUGCUGACCCGCACCUUCCAGGUCGAGGAGCCCAGCGGCGGGCUGGCCAAGCGGCUGGCUAACGUCAUCCGCAGGCUGAGGGGAGUACCGGCACUGUGAGAGGGGCAGGGGGAGAGAGAGAGCCCCCACAGACUCUAACACAUUGAGCAGGGCACUCCCGGUGUGCUGGGGCCCAGGGGAGAGGAGAGGAGAGGGGCUCCAUUUAAUAACAUACACAAAUGUGCAGUUCUGCAGCCCACCAAUCACAGGGCUACUGUUUCUGCUGAUGCUGCUAGUUCAUUGUGACAUUUCCAUUUGUACUUUAAGUCCUUACAUGGGGUGAAAUUGCUGGAAGAAAAUGCCCCCUGCUACUACUUGCUUUAAAAGUAGCCUUGUGUUUUUUGGGCUUAAGAUUCUUGAUGAAAAUAUUAGGAAAAACCUUUGCUAUUCAGAAAGUUUAGAAAAGUUAUAAAAGAAAUUCCCCAGUGGCAUGUAAAAAUAAUUAAAGUAAAACCUGGAAAUAAUCGG